Messenger RNA from Epinephelus moara (kelp grouper), 2487 nucleotides. RefSeq names its product solute carrier family 38 member 7 (gene slc38a7). The record is from RefSeq and is a predicted model, not a curated record. Gene Ontology annotation, biological process: amino acid transmembrane transport. The transcript has 12 exons. The coding region runs from base 278 to 1651 and encodes 457 amino acids. Lineage: Eukaryota; Metazoa; Chordata; Actinopteri; Perciformes; Serranidae. Gene Ontology annotation, molecular function: L-asparagine transmembrane transporter activity; L-alanine transmembrane transporter activity; L-aspartate transmembrane transporter activity.
ACGAAGUGUCACAUGCUCCUCUGCACUCUAUGGGCUGCCAAAACACAGACGGGCUCAGUCAUAUCCUGGAGGCUGAUAAUCAUUGAAGAUAACUGAAUGGCUCCACCAUCAAACUGACACGGGUGAUAACUUUGAGAAACAUCAGCUGCCUCCUGACUGGGACUUAAGAGACUGGACAUUUCUGAUCAGCAUAGAUCAGACUGGGAUCCAGAGAGGUGGAGACUUAAUUUUCUGGGGAGCGUGCGGCUUGGCAGGCCGAGCUACAGCCUGUUGACUAAUGGCGAUUAACACUGAUGUCGAGGACUGGGGCGCAGUUGGGAGUAAUGACUCAGGGGAAAGGGCGUGGCUCUUGCAGAGCCCCAGCGUGGAUUCUGUCCGGCAUCUUGAGACAGACACAGAUAGGAGCGGGGGGGUGUCGUCUUGGGCAGCGGUCUUCAUUGUAGUGAACGCAGCACUGGGAGCUGGUCUGCUCAAUUUCCCUGCAGCCUUCAGUAUGGCAGGAGGAGUGACUGCAGGAGUUAUGCUUCAAAUGUUUAUGCUGAUCUUCAUAAUCAGUGGACUGGUGAUCCUGGGCUACUGCUCCCAGGUCAGUAAUGAAAGCACCUAUCAAGAGGUUGUGCGGGCCACCUGUGGGAAAGUGACAGGAGUCCUAUGUGAAGUGGCCAUUGCUGUGUACACCUUUGGCACUUGUAUUGCGUUCUUUAUUGUCAUUGGAGACCAGCUGGAUCGCUUGAUGGAUGCAGUGAAUGUUGACACAGCUGAUCCAGUCAGUGGCAAUUGGUACACUGACCGCAAGUUUACCAUCUGUGUUACUGCAUUCCUGAUUAUUCUUCCUCUCUCCAUCCCCAAAGAGAUUGGCUUUCAGAAGUAUGCGAGCGCACUGAGUGUGAUGGGAACCUGGUAUGUGACCAUCGUGGUCAUCAUAAAGUACAUCUGGCCAAGUAAAAAUAUGACUCCGGGCCACAUUCCUGACGGUUCUGCUUCCUGGACUGCAGUUUUCAAUGCAAUGCCCACCAUUUGCUUUGGUUUCCAGUGCCACGUCAGCUGUGUGCCGGUGUUCAACAGCAUGCGCAGAAAAGAGAUUAAACCUUGGGGAAUUGUGGUCACUUUUAGCAUGAUCAUCUGCCUCUUCGUCUACACAGGGACAGGUGUCUGUGGCUUCCUGACAUUUGGCUCCAAUGUCAGUCAGGAUGUGUUGAUGUCGUACCCUCCGGAUGAUAUUGCUGUGGCCAUCGCGAGAGCUUUUAUUGUCAUCUGUGUCAUCACCUCCUACCCCAUCUUACACUUCUGUGGCAGGGCAGUCAUAGAAGGACUUUGGCUGCGUUUUCAAGGCGAGCAGGUGGAGGUGUGUGUGCGCCGUGAGCAGAGGAGGAGAAUCCUGCAGACACUGGUGUGGUUUACUGUCACCCUUGUCCUCGCCCUCUUCAUCCCAGAUAUUGGUCGGGUGAUCUCGCUGAUCGGAGGAUUGGCAGCCUGCUUUAUCUUUGUCUUCCCAGGUUUGUGUUUGAUGCAAGCCAAGCUGUCAGAGACAGAUAGCCGAACUGCAAGCUGGCAUGGAUUGGUGAUCUUCGGUGUUGUCAUGGUUACGAUUGGAGCUUUCAUCUUUGGUCUCACCACGUCCAACUCCAUCUAUAAAGACAUUGUCAGCUAAAAGGAACACAUUUAUCAGCGGUGUUUAAUACAGAGGGGGGGGGGGUGUAGUCCUGUGCUGCUAUACUGAACUAUGAUGGAGAAGCAUCUCAUGACACUCAUUUUACAAAAUCAACUCCGGCAUGUCACACCCCUGCCCCAUACUGAGUUAAAGCUCCACAGCUCUGUACUCAGUCAGGUAGUAGUCAGAGCCACCCCACAAUGCCAAAUGACUUCAGACACUUUGCCUUUUAUUUAAUGUACAGUUUAAUUUGCAUGUUUUUACGAUGGUUUUAACUUGCAGUGAAAACCGUUUGACGGUUCAGGGGCACCGAGGGGCCUCCCCCGUCUCUGGACCCGGUAUGGGUGACACAUUCCUGUCCUGUUUACAAGAGCCAAAGGACUUUGUAUAAAAAGGUCUACGAUCAAAUUGAUUUUAAUAAUGAAAUUGUACCAAUUUGUGUAUUUUAACUUGCAUGUCAAAGUAAAUGAUUCUUAUUGAAAAAGACAUGCAGUGGUUUUCAGGUCUCAUCCAGGUCCAGACUAUGUUGCCACUGCUGAUAGUUUGACCACAAAUUAAUAAUUCAGUCUCAAAUGGAAUAUUCAAGUGAGUGAUACAGUUGCACGCAAAAUCAUUAAUGAGUAUUGGACAGUUCAAAUCUUACUGAUUUGUUAACUUUCAGUCAGUACCUCCUAAACGAGCUGGACAAAGUGAGCUGUUCAACUGUUUGGGCAAUGAACGCUAACUGUAUUUAUGGUUGCAAUGAUAUCAGUAUUUUAAUGGUACAAUAACUGUCUCAGAAAAUAUCAUUCUCAUGGAAUCACUGUAUAUGGUAUUAUCAUUAUAAUCAGUUAAGA